Messenger RNA from Engraulis encrasicolus (European anchovy), 2018 nucleotides. Its product is annotated as proline-rich protein 36-like. The transcript is spliced from 6 exons. Gene Ontology annotation, cellular component: nucleus. Gene Ontology annotation, molecular function: RNA polymerase II cis-regulatory region sequence-specific DNA binding. The record is from RefSeq and is a predicted model, not a curated record. The coding region runs from base 246 to 1895 and encodes 549 amino acids. Gene Ontology annotation, biological process: circadian regulation of gene expression; negative regulation of DNA-templated transcription. Lineage: Eukaryota; Metazoa; Chordata; Actinopteri; Clupeiformes; Engraulidae.
UGUUGUCGCGCGUAAGGGAGUGGAGCGGUGAAAAAAAGAGGCAGCGUAGCGGCGGACGUAGUGUAGUGUAGUGGCAAGAAAAUCAAGUGAACGAACCAGCAGCCGCCCGCUCCUCAGCACAGACAGGCGAGGCGACACGCAUGAAAACGGGAAGGAGUUCGUGCCAGUAGUCCCCGGUGCAGCUCGGAGCACGGAGGGACCGAUAAACCUGCAAUCGGGCUAGUCUACAGUGGGCGUGUUCAGCCAUGCAGAUGUCGGGCCGGGCCCCCUCACCCCCUUCCCAUGAUUCCUUGAGCUCCAGUGACAGCUUCCUCUUCAGCUCCAGCGACCCGGUGGAGGACGACACAGACGUCUUCCUCUCCUCCUCCUCCUCCUCUCUCUCCUCCCUCUCCUCUCUCUCUUCCCUCUCUGCUCCUCCUCCUCCUCUCCGCUCCUCCCUUGGUUUGACCAGCCCGGGCUCCCAUGCGGCGUGCGACGGGUUCGAUAGGGGGGCGUUCCAUCCAUCGUCCGCCAUCGGUGGUGCCCGGCAACACUCCACUCCUCUCUCCUCCUCUUCCUCCUCUUCAUCCUCCUUUUCCUCCACGUCGGGAGCCUGGAGUGCUUCCGACAGCGAGGGGAUGGCCGGGCUCAGUGAGGGAGGGGCGGGUGUCGGCGACAAUCGCGAGCCGUCGCAAGGAGACCAGCUAUUCGCCAGGAAGUGUUUGGAGUUGCGAUGUUACAUCAGGCCUUUGUUGGAGCUGUUGCAUGGCCUGAAGAACGGACGCUUUGAUAAGGGUCUGAGUAGCUUCCAGCAGAGUGUUGCCAUGGACCGCAUCCAGAGGAUCGUGGGGGUACUGCAGAAACCCAGCGUCGGUGAGAAGUAUCUGCGUACGUUGGUGCAGGUGGAGAUGAUGCUGAAGGUGUGGUUCCCUCAGGUGUCUGCGGCGGCGUCAUCUUCAUCGUCCUCUUCCUCUGCUCUUCCUCUGUUGGCCCGCCGCACCCCCGCAUCCACCCCCCAGACGGCCCCCGCCGCCCCCAGACACACCACCCCCCCACACAAGCACAAGGACCAGCUACACAUGCCUGUCAAGAAGCGUCGGCUAAGCUGGUCAGAGACAGACUCGUCUUCCCCGUCCCCAAUCCUGUCCAAGCGCUUCCAGGUCAGGGGUGGCAUGUGUGAGAGCGCAGAGCAGGGAACCGGUGGCAGUAGCAGCUCACAGCCCCAAUCCCACACAGCACCGGACAACCAGAGGCUGCAACACCAGCAGAACACCCAGCACUGCCUCUCAAACCCGGGGCAUCCAGGCCUCCAUCAACACCCUGACCUGGACGACCCUGAGCCAAAGAAAGACGAGCAGCUUCAGCACCACUUCGAUCCGGACCUGGAGAAGCAUCCGCAUCCCGACCUGCAGCUGCAGCAUCAGGACCACGGUCUGGACCUCGAGCAUCCCCACCCGCUUCAGCAUCAGCUCCAGGACCAGGAAGCAAAGGAGGACAGCCUCGCCCCCCUGGUUCCCCAUUGGCUGGAGCCGAGCCUGACCUGGGUACACGUGUCCCCCAUCCUGUCCCCGCCGACGACGACCGAGAAGGGCAGCUACGUGCUGAUGCUGGCGCCCCCUGGAGGGAGCGACGGUGACGUGCAGAGUCCGGCCAUGCAGGACAGCUGUGUGUCGUCUACCACCGCGGCCCGCUCGCAGCCCCCUAGCCCUCUGUUGCAGGGAGUCAGCAGCCCCCCGCUGUCACUACAGCCCCCCAGUCCCCUCUUGCAGCCCUGCGAGCCCCCGGCCGCCACCCCACCCACACCCCCGCCCGCAUCACCGCGAUGCCGCAGCUCGCCCAGUCAGAGGAGGCGCCGGCCCGUGGCCCCACCAAUCAGAGCGGGGCCUUUGGCCAGGGGGGCGGAGACUGUGCACUAGACGUGACACGCCCCUCCCCUGCCCUGCCCUGCUCUAGAACUGAACUAAUAAAAGCACCUCUGCACUACAGAUGGAAGGAUGUGGAGAGGAGAAGUGGAGGGAUGGGGGGAAAGAGGGAUAGAG